Messenger RNA from Periophthalmus magnuspinnatus, 6571 nucleotides. It is a transcript of the gene c14h5orf15, whose product is annotated as chromosome 14 C5orf15 homolog. Lineage: Eukaryota; Metazoa; Chordata; Actinopteri; Gobiiformes; Gobiidae. The record is from RefSeq and is a predicted model, not a curated record. Bases 69 to 2435 code for a protein of 788 amino acids. The transcript has 5 exons.
GUCACCCACGUCACUCACGCCUCCCACGUCACCCACGCCUCUCACGCCUCAUCACUCACACAUCCAACAUGGCGGCAGGCGGCACGAAGAGGCGAAACAGCGCAAACAUUUUGACAUUUUGUGCCAUUGUCUGCGCUGUCCUUUCAGUCCACACGUGUCUCUCGGCUCCCGUAGACCCCGGACACGCCGCCCCGGCUCCACACGACUCACUCGAUGGCAAAGAUGCAGCUCCAGUUCAGACCACAGCAAAUCAGGAAGACGUGAACGUCCCAGUGCCUUCAGCAGAACAUAAAGGAAACCUCAACAUAAACACAGACGUUACCAAAAGUCCAGAGCCGGUCUCGGACUCAGCAACCUCGGCCAAACCCAAAAGUAAUGCCGCAGAUCUGCAAAAUCCUCCUUCAGACACCAAAAAUCCUCAAGAAACCACAUCAGGGGAGGCAAAGAUUGGGGCUAGCACGAAAGAAGGAGCGUCACAAACGGCUGUAGAAGGUUCAAAAGAUAAUACAGAGGGUAAAGAAAAUGCUAAUGCUACAGAUGGUGCCCAAGGUGAACAUGACGGUGCUAAAGCUGUCACCGGAGCUAAAGAUGGUGCCGGAGCUGACCCUGACGGUGGUAAAUCUGGUGUAGAAGCUAAAGAUGGUGCCGGACCUGUCCCUGACGGUGGUAAAUCUGGUGUAGAAGCUAAAGAUGGUGCCGGACCUGACCCUGACGGCGGUAAAUCUGGUGUAGAAGCUAAAGAUGGUGCCGGACCUGUCCCUGACGGCGGUAAAUCUGGUGUAGAAGCUAAAGAUGGUGCCGGACCUGACCCUGACGGCGGUAAAUCUGGUGUAGAAGCUAAAGAUGGUGCCGGACCUGUCCCUGACGGCGGUAAAUCUGGUGUAGAAGCUAAAGAUGGUGCCAUACCUGACCCUGACGGCGGUAAAUCUGGUGUAGAAGCUAAAGAUGGUGCCAUACCUGACCCUGACGGCGGUAAAUCUGGUGUAGAAGCUAAAGAUGGUGCCGGACCUGACCCUGACGGCGGUAAAUCUGGUGUAGAAGCUAAAGAUGGUGCCAUACCUGACCCUGACGGUGGUAAAUCUGGUGUAGAAGCUAAAGAUGGUGCCGGACCUGACCCUGACGGUGGUAAAUCUGGUGUAGAAGCUAAAGAUGGUGCCAUACCUGACCCUGACGGUGGUAAAUCUGGUGUAGAAGCUAAAGAUGGUGCCGGACCUGACCCUGACGGUGGUAAAUCUGGUGUAGAAGCUAAAGAUGGUGCCGGACCUGACCCUGACGGUGGUAAAUCUGGUGUAGAAGCUAAAGAUGGUGCCAUACCUGACCCUGACGGUGGUAAAUCUGGUGUAGAAGCUAAAGAUGGUGCCGGACCUGACCCUGACGGUGGUAAAUCUGGUGUAGAAGUUAAAGAUGGUGCCGGACCUGACCCUGACGGCGGUAAAUCUGGUGUAGAAGCUAAAGAUGGUGCCGGACCUGACCCUGACGGCGGUAAAUCUGGUGUAGAAGCUAAAGAUGGUGCCGGACCUGACCCUGACGGCGGUAAAUCUGGUGUAGAAGCUAAAGAUGGUGCCGAAGCUGACCCUGACGGCGGUAAAUCUGGUGUAGAAGCUAAAGAUGGUGCUGGACCUGUCCCUGACGGCGGUAAAUCUGGUGUAGAAGCUAAAGAUGGUGCCGAAGCUGACCCUGACGGCGGUAAAUCUGGUGUAGAAGCUAAAGAUGGUGCCGGAACUGACUCUGACGGUGGUAAAGCUGGUGCAGGAGGCGACGGUGCAGGAGGCGACUCUAACAGUGCUAAAGAGAAUGCUACAGAUAAAGCUAACGGUGGUGAUGAUGAGACAGUGAGCAAAGGGGAAACAAAGCAACAAAAACCUGGCGAUUUAUCUGAAGAGGACGAUACACGGGUGACUGUGAUCGAGUCUUGGAAUGGACAGAACGGACCGCUGGAUGAAGAUGUCAAACCCACAGAUCUGACGCAGGCCACGGACACCACGGCAGAACCAGAGUUUGACUCCACCGAUCUGUUGGGCGUGUCCAAGCAGGAUCAGGGCACGAACUUCUACAGCGACGACGACGACGACGACGACGAGGAAACGUACAGCAACAGCGACUACGACUCUCUGUUCAGGCCCGGGGCGAAUGCGGGCGCCAAGGGGGAGGAGCCGAGGCCCAACCUGCCGACCAAUCAGCUGGUGACGCGCAUGGAGCUGAUCAACGCCGACGAGCAGAACUCUCACUUCUUCUUCCACCUCGUCAUCCUCGUCAUCCUCGUCGGCAUCGUCUACAUCACCUACCACAACAAGAGGAAGAUCUUCCUUCUGGCCCAGAGCCGGCGCUGGAGGGACAGUCUCUGCUCCCGAAACACAGUGGAGUACCACCGACUGGACACCAACGUCAACGAGGCCAUGCCCUCCCUCAAGAUCACGCGUGACUACAUCUUUUAACCCCGCCCCCUUCUCCAGAUCACCCCCGCAACGUCCAAUAACCCCGCCCCCUUCUCCAGAUCACCCCCGCAACGUCCAAUAACCCCGCCCCCUUCUCCAGAUCACCCCCGCAACGUCCAAUAACCCCGCCCCCUUCUCCAGAUUACCACCGCAACGUCUUUUUUAACCCCGCCCCCUUCUCAUAACCCCGCCCCCUUCAGACUCGUAGAAUGUUUUUGCUUUAGACUCGUGGUUCUCAAACAUUGAAGAAAUUGCGUUUUGUCCAAUCAGGAGUCAGGUCACAGUUGUGGAUAAACUGUGUCCACAGUGCCCCCUGUGGUAGUGUGCAGUACGACGCUGUGGGACACCCGCUCCAGAAAAGGCCUUAUUCUGUCAAAUUACUCCAAUAUUAUGUUUAGUUAUAAUUAGUAUAAAAUAUAGACGUCAUUAAAUCCACGUUUUUCCACAAAAUUAUUUUUAAAAUGUUCAAAUUGUCUUCACCAAUGUACGAUUUGUCUUUGAAAAAGUAUUUAAAGUGGAACUAAACACAACCGCGUUUUGAAUAGAGUUGCUAAAGUGGGCGGGGCCUGGAGGAGGAGGAGGGGCGGGGCCUGGAGGACUAAAGCGGGGGAGGAGGGCGGGGCCUAUGAGUAACCGUGUGAUCGGUCUAACAGGUCUCCACACUUCAGACUCCGCCCCUGCAGCCUGGGGUUUGUGAUCAGGGCAGUCCUGCGUGAUGUCACAUAGUACUUGAGGCCACUGAAGGCAGCGCACACUGAGAUUUACACAUUUUUGAACGCACACAUGAGUCGUGUUUAGUUCCACUUUAACUGUUGGUGUGGUCGUUGCGGCCUCUGCUGGCGACAGUAAACCGUAUUUGGAAAUGUUAAAAUAUCUCGACUAAAAUGACGGAGGAGGAGUUCAAAACGCGCGAGUCAGCUGUACGUGUGCGUCGGUUUGAGAACCACUGCGCAUCGUGACCGCAGUAAAAUCAGUUCCUGUUUAAGUGCUUUUUUUGGGGGUUUUUUGUUUAAUUGUAAAUGUGUUUUUCUUAAUUUAAAAAUGUCAUAAAGUUUAAAGAGGCCGUUUACGCUGUUUUCUGAUCUGCUCUAAUGUUUCCUCGUCACACACAGACCUGGAGUUGUGUUUUUUUUGUUUCAUUCACAUGUUUAACACACAAACCCUUUUUCUCUCAAACUGAAAACACUCCGUUCCACCUUGUGAUGUCAUCAUGUGGUGAUACAGGAAGUGCUCCACUGUGUUUUUAAACUUCAUUUCUAGAAUCAUCUGGAUCAUUUCCGCGCUGGAAUUUCCAAUCAUCUCGACUGAACUGAAGGUUAAAGGAGGAGUUAACUUGGAAAAACUACCACAUUAUGACAUCACGAGGUGGAACAGAGCGUUUUGAGCUUUGGAGAUGAAACAAAACACAAGUCCGGGUGCGUUUUUGAGGAGGAAACGUCGUUAGGACACGGUUUAAACGUCACAGGAGGCCAUUUUGUGUCACAUAGCACCUUUAAUAUUAUUGUAGUUUAUUUGGGGUCGUUUUUGUCUUAAUCAGUGGGAGAUUUUUUAAGCCUUAAAUGUUUUUAUAUUUUGUUUAUUAAUCAAAGAAAAAAACACUGAAGUCGUGUCCAGUUUUGUUGCGUUUUUGUAAUCGACGUGUUUCUUAUGCUGUUUACACGAACGUCACGGCCUUUUCCACACGCACACAUCUGUACCGACGUCCACCAUUUUGUUUUGUUUUUUCGUCUUAGUCAAAUACGUAAAAAGAGACUUAAAGCUGCACUUGGUAACAGCUCGUUUCCAUGGAGACGUUAUCGCGUUGCCUGUAACGUUCGUCUUUUUAAAGCUGAUUUUCGUACUCAACAAACGCCGAAACUUUUCAAAUUUCUUUUCGGAAACAGCCAGAAUGACGAGAGCGGGUCAGAUCUGUGGAGUGGGGAGCUCGCCCGCAGUUGAAAUGUCUGCAGCAAACCCAAGAGAAAUAUAUUUAAUGACGUAUUAUGUAACAUUCCAGGCAAAGCAAUAGGGAUGAAAAGCUCUAAAAAUGAUUCCGUAUCUGUUUAUCUGAUUUAAACUGCACUUACACGACUAAACCUGCAGGGGGAGCCAGGCAAAAACUACUAUUAGUGCAGUAAAAGUACUAGGAAGUAUAUGUACGUAUCAGUUGGUCAAAUCGUUGUAGGACUGAAGACGUUUCUUGUUCAGUUCUGGUCAGAUUCCUGCUGGACACUGCCUCAUAUCGGUCUGAAGGGGGCGCUAACGACACUGAAGCUAACGCGCCUGUUUGUAGGCUGGGCAGGGUAAAGAGCUACGCUAAGUGUGCGCUGUGCCUUACACAUACUUAGCAUAAUCCUUCACACGUAAUGGCCCUACUAGCUCGUCCUGUUGUUGCUGCUCUUUGUUUCUUUUGUUUGCUUUGGGUCUGAGGGUGGAGUUAUAGACAGAUUCUCUUUCCUCACGCAAAUAUCAUCUUUAACUCCUCUCUUAGCGCCCCCUUCAGGCAGAUAUAAGGCAGCGUCCAGCAGGAAUCUGACCAGGAACUGAAGAAGCGUCUCGUAGGAGUGAAGACGUUUAGCUGCUCGUCCAAGCCGCGGCUUGGACGAGCAGCUAAACGUCUUCGCUCCUACAACGAUUAACAACGAUUUACAAGUUUAAUCUGACUUUUUACACGUAAACGCCAACAAAUACCAAAACGAGCUCGCUCCCUGUCGUCUCCUCGCGCCGUUGUCCCACAGACGUCCUUAUAAUCCAAACAAAAUGAUCCAGUCAUUGACGUUUUGGUCGACGGAACGACUCCAUGAUAACGUCUCCAUGGCAGGAAAGUCCCACAGUGCGCCCGUAAUGUUCUCGUUUCCCGUCACGUCCUCCUUUUGUUUCUGUGGAUUCCCGACGUCCUCCCGAAGGUUUCGUCUCCGUCCUCGUCGCCGUGUCCAGAUGAAGCUUCGCAGACGUCUGUGGAGCCGACCGCUUCCUUUAUGGCUUCGGUGAAGUCUCCGGCAACUGUGACUUAUUCUACCGAUCUGAGAAUGUGCAGUUAUGUAAGAGAGAAACGGCUUUGGACAAACGGCGGACCGCUUCACGAAAGUCGGGGCCGCUUCAGACGUGGGGACGGGUCGAUGCCGCAACGUCGGCUUUGUUUAUCCUCGCACGGGGAAACUCAGGCGUCUGUUUUUCAUGGACGCCGUGUUUAAAAUACAAAGAGACGAGUAAACGCGUCGUUAUGAAGCAUUAGAAACGCUGAAAACAGGAGAAAGUGCGUUAAAAGUUCCAAAGUUUGUUGCGUUUUCGUGAAGCGAAGCAGCGAAAAGCCUCGUUCCCGUCUCAGUUUGGGCGCAGCUCGACUUUAGCCCUCUGUGGUCACGUGAUCUGGUCUUAAAUGUUUCCGUAUCGAUGAUUAACAAACAGGUGGGGCGUUCUGGAUCGAGUAUCGGUUCCGUGGUAUCGGGUCUAGCAACACGCUUGACCGCUAGCAACACGCUCGACUGCUAGCAAGAAGUUUAACCUGACCCGUUAGCAAAGCGCUUAACCCGCUAUGAAGACAUUCAACCCAUUAGCAAGACACUAAACCUGCGAACAAGACGCUCAACCCACUGAGCUGAAGGUUAGCGGUGUGAUGCUAGCUCCUACUAGCUAAACAUUCAACCCAUUAGCAACACGCUGAACCCACGAGCGAGACUCCGCCUCCUCGCCGCAGUCUGGUCGUUCACUGAGUGGUUCCUUGUUGUAAAAUUCUAUAUAAAAAUGUGACUUUUUACCAAAAAACCCACAACUUUUACUCGAGUAAAAGUACUGUUACUCUGAAUACUGCAGUACGAGUAAAAGUAUCAGGUCUAAAAAGAGCCAGAUGCACACGAGCGUCAAAGUAAACGUCUCUACUGUUUCAGCCCAUUGAGGUGAGGGUGAACAGAGUGCAUUGUGGGGGAUUGUGGGGCGUCUCGUGGCGUCUCGUGGCGUCUCGUUGUUUUUCCAAAGCCGCGGUUUCGCUCAGUUUCUGGUCGUGACGUUUUUUUGUUGUUUUUUUUCCUCGUCUUUAAUGAUGUGUAAAGAGAGAGAGAAUGUUUGUAAUGCACAGUGAUGCUCGAUCGCUCACAGCCCCAUGUAAAGAAAUAAAGCUUCUGUAAAAGGUAGAAUCUGAAUAAAGCACAAGUCUGAAA